Molecule: messenger RNA, 444 nt
Organism: Parnassius apollo (apollo)
Lineage: Eukaryota; Metazoa; Arthropoda; Insecta; Lepidoptera; Papilionidae
Source: the annotation of a GenBank genome assembly
AUGCAAUGGGUAUCUUACACAUCCGGUACAGCAUACACAGUGUCUGAGUCACGUGACGGAAAGGUACAAGUAACCAAGUUGGUGAAGUACUCCAUCACAACUGAAGAGAACAUCACUCAAUCAGAGAUGGAUACAAAGUCUCAAGUCACACCCAUAAUGGAUGAGGACGAGGGGACAAUAACCGGUUUUGUCUCUCAGCAAUUUGAACCAACCGGUCUCAUGGUACCUAAUAUGACAGCGGAAGGACGCUCUCUGUUAACACAGCUUCGGAAGGGGAUCAAAAUCAAAUCUCGAAAACCCAAUGGGAGAGACAAAAAGAUCUCAAUGAAGACCACAGGGUUGACAGAGAAAGAAAUUCUUGAUUUUAUCAUAAAAGAUCCCAAAAUAAAUAUGCCGAAGCUUUUGAGACAUUUUCAAAAAGAAAGGGAAUUGGAAAUUGAUUAA